Messenger RNA from Macadamia integrifolia, 1968 nucleotides. RefSeq lists its product as uncharacterized. Gene Ontology annotation, molecular function: nucleic acid binding; RNA-DNA hybrid ribonuclease activity. Bases 1 to 1968 code for a protein of 655 amino acids. The transcript has 4 exons. Lineage: Eukaryota; Viridiplantae; Streptophyta; Magnoliopsida; Proteales; Proteaceae. Gene Ontology annotation, biological process: DNA integration. The record is from RefSeq and is a predicted model, not a curated record.
AUGUCACCUCCUCAAACGGAGAAGGAAAUUCGAGGGUUUUUAGGAAGGAUCCAAUACAUUAGUUGGUUCAUUUCUCAACUAACAGCCAUAUGUGAACCGAUCUUCAAAUUACUGAAAAAGGAUCAACCUAAGAGGUGGAAUCCUCAAUGCAAAUUGGCUUUUGAUCGCAUCAAUAGCUACCUGGUAAACCCACCAAUCCUCAUUCCCCCUACUCCCGGAAGGCCAUUGUUGUUGUAUCUCUCUGUAUUAGAAACCUCCAUGGGAUCGAUGGUGGCUCAGCAUGGUCCAGAUGGGCAUAUAGAGCAAGCAAUUUAUUACCUUAGUAAGAAUUUCACAGACUAUGAGACAAGGUACACAACCCUGGAGAAGACUUGUGCAGCUUGGGUUUGGGCAACAAGGAGGUUGAGACAUUACAUGUUGACCUAUUCAGUCUUUUUAGUAGCCAGAAUGGAUCCCAUCAAGUAUCUUUUUGAGAAACCCGUGUUGACGAGCAAAUUAGCACGUUGGUUAUUGCUCUUAGCGGAGUUCGACAUUGUGUAUGUCACCCAGAAGUCCAUCAAGGGUAGUGUCAUCGUUGAACAUCUAUCCGCACAUCCAGUUGUUGAUACGAGGCCUUUGAAUGAUAUAUUUUCAGAUGAAGAUGUAGUUUCUGUUGAGGUUGAAAAUGAGGUUGGCAUUUGGCAAAUGUUCUUUGAUGGAGCUGCCAAUCACAAAGGUUGUGGAGCCGGAGUUCUACUUAUAACUCCUGAAGGGUUGAACAUGCCCAUGGCAUAUAGGUUGGACUUCGAGUGCACCAACAACAAGGCCGAGUAUGAAGCUUGCCUCAUGGGAUUGAAAGUAGCCAUCUCUAUUGGGGUCAAAAGAUUAGAAGUAUAUGGAGAUUCGUCAAUUGUCAUAUGCCAAGUCCAAGGCAAGUGGAAAACAAAGGAGGAAAAGUUUGCCGAUGCUUUGGCUACUCUCGCAUCGAUGGUUGAUUUUGGUCCGGGUGAGCAAAUACAACCAUUCAUUAUAGAUCGGAGAGAUCAUCCUUCACAUCAAGGCUUUGUCAAUGCCCUGACAGUAGAUGGUAGGCCUUGGUUUGCCCAUAUUGUGGAUUUUAUCAGAGAGGGGAAGUACCCUGCAGAUGCUACCCAAGGAGAUAAAAGGUUCCUGAGGCGUUAUGCCACCCAAUUCAUAUUACACGAAGAUAUUUUAUACAAGCGAUCUUUUGAUGGUGUACAACUGGUGUGCGUGGAUGAAGAUCAAGCACAGACAAUCUUGGAGCAAGUACAUCAGGGAAUCUGUGGCCCUCACAUGAAUGCCCAAUUGCACACGCUGAGUUCUCCGUGGCCUUUUUCCACUUGGGGUAUCGAUGUGAUCGGAAAAAUUAACCCCAAAGCUUCGAACGGGCAUGAGUUUGUGUUGGUAGCUAUUGAUUACUUCACCAAAUGGGUAGAGGCUCAGUCAUACGCAAAACUCACAGUGGCAAAGGUAGCCAAAUUUUUACAAGAACAUAUCAUUUGCCGACAUGGGAUGCCCCAUGAGGUGAUUUCUGACCAAGGUCAACAUUUUAGGGGCAAGGCACAGGAGUUGUGUGACCAAUUCAGGAUUGCAAGGCACAGGUCUUCUCCUUAUCGCCCUCAAACCAAUGGAGCGGUUGAAGCGGCAAACAAAAACAUGAAGGUCAUACUCCAGAAGAUGGCUGAUAGGAACAAUGAUUGGGCUGACAAAUUACCUUAUGCCUUAUGGGCUUAUCGGACUUCUAUUAGAACUCCAAUUGGGGCAACUCCGUACUCUUUAGUCUACGGGAUGGAAGCAGUCCUCCCGGUUAAGCUAGAGGUCCCCUCUCUUAGAAUUCUCAUGGAGAGUCAUAUUCCAGAAGCGGAUUGGCUCAAGUCAAGGGAGUGGAUUGGUGAUACCAUUGGGAGGACAUUUGGCAUUGACUUUAAUGGUCCCAUUGUCUAUCAAAUCUUGAACGGCAUGCUGUAA